AGCGGGGCCUGUUGGGGCUGCACGUCUGGGAACUCGUGGAGACACGCGGCUGGCGGGGGCCGGUGCUGCCGGAAACCGCGGGGAGGGGACGCGCAUCUUCGGGGACAGUCAGGGUGGUCUGAGGUCCCGCGGGAGGCGUGGGCGGGAAGCGCCGAGGGCUCGGCCGGGUCCCCGGGGGCUGCAGCCGGAGGAGGGCGGGGGCCGGGUUUCCGCGGGGACCCGGCUCCUCCUCCGGCAGCUGAGGCGGAGGCUGGGGGUGGGCCGGGAGCGGAUGCGCCCGGGGAGCUUCUCGUCCCUGAGUGACCCAGUCCCGGCCUCCGCCAGAGGCGGGAGUGAGGCCCGGCCCCGCUGUCGGUUCCUAAGGGAACGGCGGCUCGCGGGGAGCUGGAAGGGGCGGGCGCUCCUGGAGCCCGGCGCCCGCGGCUCCGCCCCUCCCCGCGGGCUCGGGCGCGCACUGCCGGGCGGUUGGCGGCGGCGCCCGCGGCCCCUCCCCCGGGCCGUCGCGAGGGCGGGGGCCCGCGGGCUCAGGAAGUAGGUGAAAGGUGACGGCGCGGCAAUUCCCAGUUCAGGUUUCCUGCGCCGCCCGGAGCAGCCGCUGAUCACGCUUUGUUCACAUGCCUCGCCCCCUCCUUCUCCUCCUCCGCGACCCCGCCCUUCGCGGCCCAGCCAAUCCCAGCCCGGGCCGCCCGGCCUGCUGGCCAAUGGCGGGGGCAGGGACGCGGGGACGUGCGAGCGGCGAGGAAUGUUCCCAGUGACUCACCCGCGAGCCUCAUUGAGGCUAGGGCGGCCCCAUCCGUCUGUCCCAGCCAGCGAGGAUCUCCCCCGCCGUCCGCCCCCGCCCCUCGUCUGCCUUCCCCUCCCGCGCCUCCGCCCGCGCUUCCCUUUCCUGCCUCUCUCGCGGCCCACUCCCUUUCCUCCCCUCCCGACUUCUCCCUGCCCUUCCCAGCUCACACUGUUCUUCCCUGCUGGCCUGCCUUUUCUCUUUUUUCCUUUGCACUGGCGUCUUGAGGAUUUUACACAACAUGCGUUGUCCGUUGCAGCUUACAUAAAGGGCCCGCGAUUAUGCAAUUGCAUUGUUAGCGAUGUUUCAAGAGCGAUGGUUUCUUAAGGCUUCAGUACGAAGGGUUUAUGCGUUUUUUCCAGCAAGUGUUGAGAUUAAUACCUUGCCACGUAAAGACAAUUGUUCUGUGUUUUUACACAAUCUCUGCUUUGACCAAUGAAUGGGAUCACAUUGGUGGAAAAUUGGAGAGAUGGAGGGUAGUAACUUUUAGUGCAGUUUAAGGAACUUUAAUAUGAAGCAUUAAAUACCUAAUAGAAGGAGUUGUUCAAAUAUAAGGCAUGUGCUGUUAUUUUUGUCAAGGAGCAGUUCUUUAAAAAAAUUAAAAUAAGAUUCUAUUUUGACUAUUGAAGAUUUCUUACAAUCAGAGUUCUUGCAAAUUUAAGUCGCAUAUUAAAUUUUCUGAUUAUCUCUUUUUUGUGCUAUUGCAUUAGCUGGUCAUAGUUACACAUAGCAAACCAUUGUGUUAAGUGUAAGAUCCAGUGAAUGAGAACACAAACAUGAAGAAGUUGAAAUUAUUCUUUCCAAAGGUCACACCCAAAUCAACAGACCACAGCUCUGUCCACUAUACUUUGCCUUUUUAAAAGAAAAUUUUGGCCGUUUAUUUUUUUCUAGUAGGAAGUCAUACCUGAAAAGAUCUCAUACCAUACCUGUAGUGUUUCUUUUAAUGAUUUAAAAAAAAUAUUUAUUUGGUUGCCCCGGUCUUAGUUGCCGCACGCAGGAUCUUUAGUUGAGGCAUGCAUGUGGGAUCUAGUUCCCUGACCAGAGAUCAAACCGGGCCCCCUGCAUUGGGAGCCUGUUGUCUUAGCCACUGGACCACCAGGUCCCCAUACCUGUAGUAUUGAAAAAAGAUGACUUUUUUGUAGAGCCUUCCCUCAGUUAUUUUGUCUGACUCCUGUUGCAGUUGACUACUCUGGAAAGAAUAUAAAAUGUUUUUUUUUUCUAAGCCAAGCAGUUCUUUUUUGGAUUACAAGUGCAUUGGUACCUUUGGCCUUGGUCCUCAUAAUGGAGGAAAGAAUGGAAAUGAUUUCUGAAAGAUCAAAAGAGAGUGUGUAUUCCUGGAACAAAACUGCAGAGAAAAGUGACUUUGAAGCCGUAGAAGCACUUAUGUCAAUGAGCUGCAGUUGGAAGUCUGAUUUUAAGAAAUACAUUGAAAGCAGACCCGUUACUCCAGUGUCUGAUAUGUCAGAGGAAGAGAAUCUGCUUCCUGGUACACCUGAUUUUCAUACAGUCCCAGCAUUUUGUUUGACUCCACCUUACAGUCCCUCUGACUUUGAACCCUCUCAAGUGUCAAAUCUGAUGGCACCAGCGCCAUCUACUGGACACUUCAAAUCAUUGUCAGAUACUGCCAAGCCUCACAUUGCUGCUGCACCUUUCAAAGAGGAGAAGAGCCCAGUACCUGCCCCCAAACUCCCCAAGGCUCAGGCAACAAGUGUGAUUCGUCAUACAGCUGAUGCCCAGCUGUGUAACCACCGAUCUUGCCCAGUGAAAGCAGCCAGCAUCCUUAACUAUCAGGACAAUUCUUUUCGAAGAAGAACCCACCUAAAUGCUGAGACUGCAAGAAAAAACAUACCUUGUGCAGCUGUGUCACCAAACAGAUCCAAACGUGAGAGAGACACAGUGGCAGGUGUUGAAGAGAAAGUAAGUGCUGCACUUUAUGACUUUUCUGUGCCUUCCUCAGAGACAGUAAUCUGUAGAUCUCAGCCGGUCCCCAUGUGCCCACAACAAAAGUCGGUCUUAGUCUCUCCACCUGCAGUAUCAACAGGGGGAGUGCCACCUAUGCCCGUCAUCUGCCAGAUGGUUCCCCUCCCUGCAAACAACCCAGUUGUGACAACAGUCGUCCCCAGCACUCCACCCAGUCAGCCGCCAGCCGUCUGCCCACCUGUUGUAUUCAUGGGCACUCAGGUGCCCAAAGGCGCCGUCAUGUUUGUUGUACCCCAGCCCGUUGUUCAGAACCCCAAGCCUCCAGUGGUGAGCCCAAAUGGCACCAGACUCUCUCCCAUUGCCCCUGCUCCAGGGUUUUCUCCUUCAGCAGCAAAAGUCACUCCUCAGAUUGACUCAUCAAGGAUAAGAAGUCACAUCUGUAGCCAUCCAGGAUGUGGCAAGACGUACUUUAAAAGUUCUCAUCUGAAGGCCCACAUGAGAACGCAUACAGGAGAAAAACCUUUUAGCUGUAGCUGGAAAGGUUGUGAAAGGAGGUUUGCUCGUUCAGAUGAACUGUCCAGACACCGACGAACCCACACAGGUGAGAAGAAAUUCGCCUGUCCCAUGUGUGACCGGCGGUUCAUGAGGAGCGACCAUUUGACCAAACAUGCCCGGCGCCAUCUGUCAGCCAAGAAGCUACCAAACUGGCAGAUGGAAGUGAGCAAGUUAAAUGACAUUACCCUACCUCCAACCCCUGCUCCCACACAGUGACAGACGGAUGGUAAAGAAUCAGACUAACUUUGGUCACAGCCAGAAGCCAGUGGUGAUAUAAAAAUGCUUCCACUGCAAGUCUGUGGCCCUCCAGUGCGGGCUGCAAGCAGAAGCCCCACGGCCUGGGGAGAAGGCCCAGCCUGGGUUAGAUGGUAAGAAGUGCUACGGCCACAGGCAGCUCAAAGAGUGGCAGGACUCAUUUCUUACCACGUAAGAGAGAUGAGAAAGUUUAUUCCUUUCAAUAUUUUUUGAAGGUUUCAGGUGAGGUCAGCCCAACCACAGGUAGCACAGAUUUUGAAUUUGUGUGCACAAUUUGUUACUUUACUUUCACCAUUUAUACUUGAGACCAACUUUUCAAUGUGAUUCUUCAAAAGCACUGGUUUCAAGAGUGUAGAGACUGGAAGUAAACAUUACGGUACAGAGAUGGAGAUGUAAAAUUGAUCUGUAUUAUCGCGAAUAUUAUUAUCCUUUCCUAGAGUUAUCUUGUUUACUAUUCUUAGUCUUUCCAUUCAACUUCGUGGACAUAGUUGUUAAAUAUAUCUAGAACUAGCAUUUUUACACUAGUUGCUGACGUUUGGAAUUGAGCAACUGUAUAUUGCUGAAGAGGUCCCAAAGAAUUGGAAUCCUCAUUAAUUUAAUUGCUUUGAAGUGUUGCUUCAGGGUUUUUUUUGCGUUUUUGUUUUAAAAGUUUAACAAAUGACUAUAACUAGGCAUUUUAUUAUGCUUUGAACCUUAGUUGGCUGCAGUUCCCUGUGUAGAUUUGAAAAUUGUAUACCAAUGUGUUUUCCGUAGACUCUAAAAUACACUGCACUUUGUUUCGAAAAAAAAUUGAAGAUGAAAACACAUAUUGUAAAGAAGGGAUAUUAAGAAUUUUAGAUAACUCCUUCAAAAAGAUGGCUUAGGACAUCAGUAAAGUACCCUUAUGUUAUGAGGAUAUAACAUGUGCUUUAUUGAAUUAGAAAGUGAGUGAACAUUAUUCACAAGUGGACAAAUGUCCUGUUAAUUUAUAGAAGUUUUUUUGGGGGGGGGAAUGUGGAAGUAGAUAGGUAGAAAAAUAAUUAGGACAUUCACUUUUGUUAACAGUAUUUCUGUUAUAUUCUGUUUUGUAUAGUGGAUGAUAUAUACAGUGGUAAAACAAAAGUCAAUUGUUUAAAAUAUAUAGUGAAAAAUGUCAUUAUGUCUUUCCAUUUAACAUUUUUCUCUAUAUUGGGUGUAGAUUUCUGCCAUCAAAACUUUGGACUCUUGGAAAACAAAAAAAGAAUUUUCUUUUAAUAAAAAAAAUCCUUGUGAUUUACAAUUUGCACAAUAUUUCUUUUGUUGUACUUUAUAUCUUGUUUACAAUAAAGAAUUUCCUUUGGUAUAUA
Messenger RNA from Aethalodelphis obliquidens (Pacific white-sided dolphin), 4836 nucleotides. It is a transcript of the gene KLF10, whose product is annotated as KLF transcription factor 10. Gene Ontology annotation, molecular function: RNA polymerase II cis-regulatory region sequence-specific DNA binding; DNA-binding transcription factor activity, RNA polymerase II-specific. Gene Ontology annotation, biological process: regulation of transcription by RNA polymerase II. Lineage: Eukaryota; Metazoa; Chordata; Mammalia; Artiodactyla; Delphinidae. The transcript is spliced from 4 exons. The record is from RefSeq and is a predicted model, not a curated record. Bases 2063 to 3472 code for a protein of 469 amino acids.